Molecule: messenger RNA, 1283 nt
Organism: Orcinus orca (killer whale)
Lineage: Eukaryota; Metazoa; Chordata; Mammalia; Artiodactyla; Delphinidae
Gene: CIMIP2A
Product: family with sequence similarity 166 member A
Exons: 7
Coding region: 214-1176 (320 amino acids)
Source: RefSeq, a predicted model, not a curated record
CCAAGCUCUAGGUCUGUCCUCAGUGAGACGCCUCCCCGGGCCUCCCGUAAAACGGGAGUGCUCACAGGGUAUGGGAAGGGGCCCGGCCCAGGUGCUGCCCAACAAUGCCGGGCCUCUUCACAAUGGUUGCCAGGCAACAAGGACUCCUCUCUGGAAGGAGCCAGGUGCAGGCACGAGAGGGGCUGAAGGCAGCCCAGGCAGAGCUGAGGCGCGAUGACAGCUACUCAGAAGCACAACCUCUUCCCGCCGGAACCUCACUACAUCCCUGGCUAUGCCGGCUUCUACCCGCAGCUGCGCUACCAGGUGGGGAACACCUAUGGGCGCACCACGGCGCAGCUGCUCGCGGACGCCAGCGUGCCGAAGAGCCCGUGCUCCGUGCUGUCCCCCAUAGCCAAGCCCAAGUCCAUCGAGGACUUCAGCAAGUCCCAGCCACCUUUUACGCCCUGCCGUGAACUGACAGAGCCCUACGUCUGCCAGUACACCAGUCUGAAGCCCUACAAGAACUGUGAGAUCCUGGGCCGGUUCCCACCCCAGGAGGUGGAUGCCCAGGGGCCGCCGGGAGGAGAGAAUGUAUCCAGGCAAGUCCCACUGCCUGCAGGCUUCGUGCCCUACCCCCUCUACCCUCCCUGCCCACAGGGCAGGAAGGGGGACUCCAGGGACCUUGGACACCCGGGCCUGCGGUUGGCAUUAGGGGAAGAGGCCUGGAUGAGCGCCACCUCUGCCCGUGAGGCCCCCACGCAGUACCAGCUGUGCCCCUGCAUGAGGGAAGACUGCCUGGCCCCAGCCCACCAGCGAGAGACACUACGUGUGGGCUGCUUCCACAGGCCGCCCCAGAUGGACCACCCCGACCUGAUCCAGCGCAAGGCCAUCUCAGGUUAUGCUGGCUUUGUCCCUCGCUUUGCCUGGGUGAUAGGGAUGAAUUUUCGCGAUGGGGUCGCACAGGCCACAGAUGAGUUUGACAAGAGCCAGUUCCUGCUCAGAAAUCCCUUCCGUGCCCCGGGCGAGAGGCUGCCCAGAACGCAGUGGCCUAACACCACCAUCUACAGAAGCCAAGGUCUGAUACCUUUCUACAUGGGGUUCAUACCAGCCAUGCAGGACAACUACGCACUGACGUUUGGCAACAGCACCCGCAAGGCCUGUCAGAAGGAACUGGAGAGGCGCAGCCAGACACUAUGAAAACGCUUUAAUGGUGGUACCUGUACAGCAUGUGAUGUCGAGACAAGAAGAACAAAUACACACACAGAAAGACAGGGUUAUCAGAGAACAGGCUGAGUGAAUAAAGA